AAAGCAGACGGAGUGCGUUCUAAGCCAGUUACUUUUCGACUGCCGCUCAAAACGUCAACAUCGUCGGCUACAGUAAAUUCUUUUAGUGUCUACUUGAUUUAAGACAAUUAUUGUGAUAUUGACAACCCCAAGAUGCUAAGACAGUGGGCAUGCCUGCUUCUACUCUGCUCCGUGCAAGCGGUACCAUUUUACAGCGACUUUAUGCAACAUUUAACACGCCCAUUACCGCUGCAUCGCACCAUGUUUGCGUCCAUACCAUUUGCACCACUAGCACCGCUAGAACCACUGCAUGCUCAGUCGUCACAGCGUGUGGCCAGUGUUUGGGCAGCCCCCCCGCCAGCCCCGCUGGCCAGCCACCACUCCCUAGCUAAUGCACCACCGUUGCCACUCUACAGUAGCAGCUUCGACAAUGACGGCAUCAGUGACACUGAGUUUGUGCCACUAGAGCAGCAGCAGCAGCAGGGACGACAGGAUGCUGCAGCUGCCGCCGCAGCUGUAUCAAGUCAGGCCCAUGCCACGGGCUUGGAACAGAAGCCUUUCAAUGUCGAUGCCAUCACCACGGACGUGAAUUCGCCCAACCCAGCUGUGUUCUUCCAGCAAUCAUUCCCCUUCUUUGGCAAUGAGUUCAUCAAUUCUUUUGGUGGAUUCGGAUUUGGUAACGCUCAGGAGCCUUGGUGGAAAGGACCCAAUGUGUGCACCGAAAAGGAGGAAAACGAAGGAGCAAACGCGGAAGCUGAUGGUGAAACUGUGGACAGCUUCGGUGAGGAACGUGAUGGUGCUGCUAACGUGGUCCGUUCACCACUCUUUGGCCAAUUCCAUUUCAGCGUUAACUCCUGUGCUGAAAAACCCAACAAGCACGUCUGCACAAAGAUCGUCAAUCAAAAUGGAAAGAAGAAAACGGUGACGCUGACACGCCAAUGCUGCCACGGCUAUGGACGUCCACGCAACGCAGACUUUACCACACCCUGUGAGAAGAUUGAGAUCAAAGAUAUCGAAGCAACUGCUGCGGAUAUGGGAGCUAAGCAGUUCAUUGAGAGCGCUAAGAGUGCUGGCGAGCUGGGUGAUAUGCUGGGCAGCGGCACUGGCAAAAAAAUUACACUUUUUGUGCCCAACGAUACCGCUUUUCAGGAGUACCGCGGUCGGCAUCAGCAAGAGAACAACGUGGAUGACGCCAGGGCGGAACACACACAAAAGUCGUCUAUUUACAAGCUCCACUCGGUACAGGGCGAUGCGCAACUAGAGGAUCUUCCCAAUGAGAAGCUGCUGCAGACUGAGCUUCCUGGUCAGAGGAUACGUAUCAACAGUUACCAGUUGCCGCCAGCUUUGGGCCUGGAGCCCUAUCGGUAUGCCGCCAACUGUGUGCCCAUUGAGAAGCACGACAAGCUCUCCGAACAAGCUCUAGUGCACACGCUGAGUGGUGUGCUGAAGCCUUUGACCAAAACUGUAAUGGAUCUCAUACGUGAACGUGCUGAUAUGUCUAUCAUGCGUACCGUGCUGGAAAAAACCAACAUCAGCGCUCUGCUGGAGGCUGACAAGCCCGUCACUAUCUUUGUUCCCACGGAUUCAGCGUUUGAUAAGCUGGAGCCACAUUUGCGACGUGCCCUAAAGGAGGGACGUGGCUGCGCCUCUAACAUACUGAAGAACCACAUGCUGGACCUAACCUUCUGCUCAUUGGCCACUCUGCCAGGUGCUAAGACGACAGCGUACAAUCUACUAGGUGAACCACUUCUGCUUAACCGCACACGAAGUGCCCAGAAUCAAACAGAGGACUCUGUUAUCUACAUAAAUAACGCCGCUAAAAUUCUGGACGCUGAUAUCAUGGGCACCAAUGGAGUACUCCAUGUGAUUGACACCAUUCUGCCCACCGAAUCUGCUCUGCCAAUGACCACUCUGAUGUCGCAAAAGAACCUAACUAUCUUCAAGCGCCUGCUGGAGGCCUCUGGCUUCGAUGACCAAUUCGAUGAUUUGGACAAUGUUACAAUCUUUGCACCCACAGACAAGGCAUUGCAAAAUUCAGAAUGGGCACGUCUGUUGGCAGAAAAACCAGAGGCGUUGAAAAACAACAAAGAUUUAUUGGAGUUCCUCAACUACCAUGUGGUCAAACCAAUGAUUAAGACCUGUGAUCUAUCGGAGAGCUCGUUGCCUACAAUAGCGGGCAAAAAUGUUCGCCUAAAUCUGUACUCCACGCAUGCGCUCUUCUCAGACGUAAUGAACAGAGCUACGGUAAACUGUGCCCGCCUGGUGCACUUCGAUGACGAGAGUUGCGGCUCUGUGCUGCAUCAACUGGAUCGCCCUUUGACAGCACCCAAGAAUAAUCUGCUCAAAGCACUGGAGGCCAAUCCCAACUACAGCAAAUUCCUAGAACUGGUGAUCAAGGCCAACUUAACCCAUUUGUUAUCAAAUGAAUCAGAUAGCUUUACACUUCUGGUGCCCAAGAAUGAUGUAUUUGAGGAGUUCAGCGAAUCCAUCGAGUCCAAGGCUACGCAGAGCCAGCCCGAUCUCGAGGCGCAGGUCAAGACGCAUAUUGUUAACGACGUCGUCUGCUGCGCUGGUAUUAUACCGACCAAUUGGCCAUUUGUACGCUCAAUCGAAUCCAUUUCGGGUCAACACCUGCGCAUAACACGUGAUCGCCGACCCAAAAUCGAAAACGCCGGAGUUACAAAAUGUGAUGUGGUAGCUACCAAUGGAAUCCUGCAUGAGAUUAAUGACAUCAUUGUGCCCAAGCCACAGCAGCAGCACCAUCGACCACAGUUUCCGCCUAGCUAUCAGCCCAAUGGUGAUUUUGAUGUAUUCUUUUAAAGAUCAGCGGUUUUUUGGGCGGCGAUAUUAUUAAAUGUCUCUAUGUGUGUAUCUACUUCUUUGUCUACUACAUAUACAUAUAUAUUUAUAUUAUUUUAUAAAGAUUCGUCAAUGAUUGAAAUUUACAUUAAGCAAAGAAUAUAUGCAUAAAUUUAAAAAAAAAAAAAAUAACAAAGCAACCUUUUUAACAGAAUUGGUCAUUUACAAACCAAUGUGACCAUGUAGCAAAAGAAAAAGUCCGAUAUGUAUUUUGAAAUAUCGAUGCAACGACGAUGCAGAGGCAACAAUCGGGAAGCAUUGAGCUAAAAAAUCAUCGAUGGUCGAUGCAUCGAUAUUUCUUUACAUUCCUGGAACAGAUGAUAAUUGAACUAAUAAACUGUGUCACUGAUUAAA
Drosophila virilis is the source of this 3192-nucleotide messenger RNA. RefSeq names its product midline fasciclin (gene mfas). Gene Ontology annotation, cellular component: extracellular matrix. NCBI's taxonomy places the organism in Eukaryota, Metazoa, Arthropoda, Insecta, Diptera, Drosophilidae. The record is from RefSeq and is a predicted model, not a curated record. Gene Ontology annotation, biological process: extracellular matrix organization; cell adhesion. Gene Ontology annotation, molecular function: cell adhesion molecule binding.